Quercus robur (English oak) is the source of this 1368-nucleotide messenger RNA. RefSeq lists its product as uncharacterized. The record is from RefSeq and is a predicted model, not a curated record. The transcript has 2 exons. The coding region runs from base 1 to 1368 and encodes 455 amino acids. NCBI's taxonomy places the organism in Eukaryota, Viridiplantae, Streptophyta, Magnoliopsida, Fagales, Fagaceae.
AUGGCAGAGAUGCUCCUGAAAGCACAAAAGUAUGUAAAUGUUGAAGAUGCUUUAGCAGCCAUAAAGGAUGUAAAGAAGCCAGGAGACAAGGGAAAGAAGGAAGACGAGCGUAGGGGUCAAAAGAGGGAGCGCCCAAAUUGUCGGAACAAUGACGGGAACAGAAGAAAGGAUGAUAAAGGUCCUUGGAUGGACGAGCACUAUCUCAAAUGGCCGAGACCAUUACACUCAUCCCUUAACGUCCGUGAUAAGAACAAGUACUGCCGAUUCCAUAAGGAUCACGGCCAUAACACAGAAGAUUGUAGGGACCUAAAAGAGCAAAUAGAGGAGUUGAUACGGAAAGGAAAAUUACAGAAAUAUGUAAAGAAGGGGGAAUAUAGUAAGUUCAAAGACGGCAAUAAGAGCCAACAUGAGUCCUCUUCCAGGAGUGACGAUCGCCCGUCCCAACCUCCACAGGAUGUGAUCGGGGAGAUAAAGACGAUUAUGGGAGGGCCCUUCUCAGGAAGGUCAUUUAAAUCCCUUAAGAAAGCGUACCAAAGGCAAGUGAAUAGCGUCCACACGAUACCUCCAUUAAAGCAGCAACAAACAGACUGGGACAUGUCCUUCAGUGAAGUGGACGCCAGGGGAGUGAGGCAGCCCCACAAUGACCCUUUGGUUAUAAUGCUAAAUAUAGAGGGAUUCAAUACCAAAAGGAUCCUCGUGGAUAAUGGUAGCUCCGCAGACAUCAUCUACCUCCCUGCUUUCCAGCAGCUGAAACUAGAUCCAAGGAGACUGCGCUCAUUUGACUCUCCCCUCGUCAGCUUCAACGGAGACAGGGUAUAUCCUAGGGGCAUAGUGACGUUGACAGUAACAGUGGGGACCUACCCGAUGCAGUUGACCUGUCAAUUAGACUUCUUAGUGGUAGACUGCCCCUCAUCUUACAAUGUCAUCAUUGAGAGGCCCACGCUCAACAAAUGGAAAGCAGCCACGUUCACCUACUGUUUGAAGGUGAAAUUCCCAACAGAUAAUGGUGUCAGCGAAGUAAAAGGAGAUCAAGUCUUAGCUAGAGAGUGUUAUCAGGCCAUCCUGGCUGCAAAGGAGAACCAUACAUGGAUGAUUGAAGAGAAGAAAGAAGGCAAAAUGGAAGCUUUGGAAACAGUGGAACUGGCUGGAGGAGAAGCAAACAAGACGACGAAGAUAGGGACGACGCUAAGCCCUGAGAUGAGAACAAGACUCAUCCAGUUCCUCAAAGAAAAUCUAGAUGUCUUCGCAUGGAGCCACGAGGACAUGCCGGGCAUAGCUCCAAAAGUCAUCCAGCAUAAGUUGAAUGUGAACCCGGAAAGAAAACCCGUCCAGCAAAGACGAAGAGUCUUUGCCCCAGAACGAGACUAA